GCCCAGCCUGGCCCGAAUUUCCUCACCAGAAUUGCCCGAGCCCGAGCCCGCGUCUUCUUCUUCUUCCUCCUCCUCCGUCCUGGUCCAUCGACUUUCUAUCUGCUGACUGCUUUGAUUGAUUUUGGUUAUGAUAUCAUUGUCUCCGGCUACCACGUUGCCGUCCGGUAGCUCCCAUGACGAUGUCGGACGACGAGAACGAGAGCCUCGCACAUUUCCUCGAGUCCGAGGUGCUCUCUGAGAUGUCGGAUCAGGAGGAGCCCGACCCUGAUGAGCCGGAAGCCAAAAGGCCUUGCUUUGAAGAAGAGGGAGACCGGAGGAACGAUGACAACGACGAUGGAGACAACCAAGUCGGCAGCAGCAGCAGCAGCAGCAGCAGAAGCGCAGCGCCGUUGAGGGUUGAGAGCGGAAAUAUCGGCAGAAUCCCUCCGGAGCUCUUCCCUCACAUCCUCAAGUUUCUCUCUUGCGAGGAUCUGGUGUCGUGCUCGCUGGCGUGCAGAUGUCUGAAUUUCGCUGCAUCCGAUGAAUCCUUGUGGCGUCGCCUCUACUGCAUGCGUUGGGGUCUUUUGCCUCUUACAAAUACCCCUCGACAAUGUCCAUGGAAGAAGCUCUAUGUUCAGCGUGAUGGGGAGGACAUGGUUGGACUCCUCAAGAAUUGCCAGCCCGAGUUCAAAGGUUAUUACAUGCAAAUGCAAGCAGCAAAGAGAAGCCAGGCACCCCUUCCUUCUCAGGUGAAGGAUGAUCGAAUACUUUUUGACAAGACGGUUGCAGACCAAGUUUCUAUCUGGAAAAGGAACAACGGUUUCACUGAUAAGGUCAUACUUGACCAUGCCUGUUCCGGUGAAACUUGUUCUUACUACCGGAUUGGAGAUGCUUUUGUUUGUGAGGAGACUGGGAAUGUUCAUGUCUGUGAUGAUACGUGCAGAGAAGUCGAUAUGGACCCUACCAAUGAACUGUUGGUGUGCAAGAUAUCAGGGCAUUGUUUCGAUAGGAUGUUGUCACCCUCUGAAAUGGAACCGGACGCUGAUCAGCAAGGGGGGGCAGCGACAGAUGAAGCUGAACCAUUCAUGGGGUCUGGUCGAUUCGCGCGGGCUUAUUUGUUAGGAUACAAUUGUGCCGACGAGAAGGAGUUGGAAGAUGCUUUGAGGUUCUGCUGAUUCCUGAAGUUUGCUGUUGUAUCAAUGUUCUCAGAGAAUAUGCACAAACUCUAUAAUCCUUGCUUACGAAGUGAAUAUUUAGUAGUCAAUUUGUUUUACCGAGCAACUAUUUUUAAUUUUGAUUUUAAGAAGUGAUGAAAUCUGUCAAAUCACAAUAGCUCUGCCCUAUUGCUCCACUAUCCUUCUGCACUACUAGACACACUAGCUUAGCUUAGCAUUGAUUUUAUCUCCUUUUUUUUUAUAAAGGAAAAAUAAAUUGACUACUGA
This is a messenger RNA of Punica granatum (pomegranate), 1421 nucleotides long. The record is from RefSeq and is a predicted model, not a curated record. Lineage: Eukaryota; Viridiplantae; Streptophyta; Magnoliopsida; Myrtales; Lythraceae.